AUGCAGAGGUUACUAGUCCUACGGGGUCCGGCAGGCAGUGGGAAGACGACCACUGUAUCCCUGCUCUCCGAUUCACUUGGUUACGACAUUGUCGAGUGGAAGAAUCCCCCGGUUUCGGAAUUUGGAGCUCGCGAUUAUCAAUCUGUGAGCGCGCACUUUGAAGAGUUUCUUGGACGGGGUAAUAAAUUUGGAGGGCUUGACCUCGAAAACGCCAGCGAGCUCGAUCCUCAGAAAGAUGAAAAAUCUCGGGACCAGCGGAUACUUCUUAUAGAGGAGUUUCCCACUGUGCUUGGCCGGGCGUCCUCCGCCCUCACGGCGUUUCGGACAUCUCUUCAACGAUAUUUGGCUGCCGCUGCGAAUGAUCAUGCCCGGAGCAGUUCUGGAUCGAAUCACCCGCCCAUCGUGAUCAUUGUGUCGGAGAAUUUGUUAGGAUCUGCGUCUUCGAUCUCAGAUAACCUGACAGUUCACCGGUUACUAGGGCCCACGAUCUACAAUCACCCUGGGACAACGAUAUUGGAUUUCAAUAGUAUUGCACCCACUUUUAUGCACAAGGCUUUGCGGUCUAUUUUGGAUAGAGAGGCGCUGAACUCCAGACGUGUCCAAAUACCUGGGCCUGGUGUUAUAGACAGUAUCUCUGAAAUCGGCGAUAUCCGCAGUGCAAUCUCAUCUCUCGAGUUCCUCUGUCUCAAGGGGGACGAUACGGGGAGAUGGGGAGGCAGCGUGAUCAAAACAAAGAAAGCCCGCGGCGAGGUUGCUUUAACGGCGAUGGAGAAAGAGUCUCUCAAGAUGAUCACUCAGAGAGAGGCGAGUCUGGGCAUGUUCCAUGCCGUUGGGAAGAUCGUGUACAACAAACGCAUGGACCCGAGCCUGAUCGAGGGCGAUAUCGAGAUCCCUCCACCUCCACCGGACUAUCUACGCCACUGUGCCCGACCAAAAGCUUCACAGGUAUCGGUCAAUGACCUGGUCGACGAGACCGGAACCGAAAUCUCAACGUUCAUCAGUGCUCUCCAUGAGAACUACAUCCCAUCCUGUGAUGGGGAUAAUUUCACCGACUAUUUCAACGACUGUAUCGAUGCACUCUCCGAUAGCGAUAUCCUCAGCGCCGACCGCCGACCAGGGCAAGGGGCACGGGCCGGCAUAGGAACCGGAAUUACCUCUUUCGGUAGCGGCAUCGACGUGCUCCGGCAGGAAGAAAUGAGUUUCCAAGUUGCGGCACGUGGUCUUCUUUUCGCCCUUCCAUACCCGGUCAAGAGACGGGUUGGGUCAACUGGACGAAGCCGUGCGGGUGAUGCCUACAAGAUGUUUUACCCGGCAUCUCUGCGAUUAUGGAGAGAGGCUGAGGAGAUCGAUGGACUGAUCGACUCAUGGAUGAACCGAUUACUCGAUCCUUUUGGACAGCAGCAUCUUUCCCAAAAUGGCUCUGACCUCACGGGUGUCAGUUCCUGGAGAAAUCUCCAGGUGGGAAGGUCGGCCUCGACCAACUCGGGGAACAAAGAUGACAGUCCAGGUAUGGUCACGAUGCUGCCCCGAAAUGAUCUACUGCUUCAUCAACUACCCUAUAUGGCUGCAAUCCGGCAUCAGGACCCGGAUUGUUGGCAGUUGGAUAAAAUCACUCGCAUUCGUUCGAAUGAGAAUCUUCGUAAUGAUGGCAUUGACGAUAUGGAAGAAUCUCCAGCACAGCGUAUGAAGCAACCUAAUAAUGCUUUGGAACCUGGACCCGAGAAAUUGAUACUCAGUGAUGAUGAUAUCGUUGAUUGA
This is a messenger RNA of Penicillium concentricum, 1758 nucleotides long. RefSeq lists its product as uncharacterized. The record is from RefSeq and is a predicted model, not a curated record. The transcript has a single exon. Gene Ontology annotation, biological process: DNA damage checkpoint signaling; DNA repair; mitotic DNA replication checkpoint signaling. Bases 1 to 1758 code for a protein of 585 amino acids. Lineage: Eukaryota; Fungi; Ascomycota; Eurotiomycetes; Eurotiales; Aspergillaceae. Gene Ontology annotation, molecular function: chromatin binding.